Molecule: messenger RNA, 277 nt
Organism: Scutellospora calospora
Lineage: Eukaryota; Fungi; Glomeromycota; Glomeromycetes; Diversisporales; Gigasporaceae
Source: the annotation of a GenBank genome assembly
UGGGUACACACCAAGUUCUAAUGGAGCACGUAAUUAUUAUAAUGGCAACAGUGCACCUAUAUCAAAAGUUAGUGAUGAUGAUAGAAAUUCCUAUGCUCCAUACAAAGGAUAUUAUCAAAAUAACGAUAAUGUCAAAUCUCAUGAUGAUAACGUAUUUCGACCUCCACAACGUAAAUAUUCAUUAUCACCUUCAUUAUCUUCUGUAGGUUCAAAUACAUCAAAUAAUAUUCCUUCAAGAUAUCAACAAGAUGACAAAAGAUCUAAUAAUUAUUUAUAA